This is a messenger RNA of Labrus mixtus (cuckoo wrasse), 3785 nucleotides long. RefSeq names its product early estrogen-induced gene 1 protein-like. Lineage: Eukaryota; Metazoa; Chordata; Actinopteri; Labriformes; Labridae. The coding region runs from base 119 to 1261 and encodes 380 amino acids. The transcript is spliced from 12 exons. The record is from RefSeq and is a predicted model, not a curated record.
AAAACACAGACUGAAAAACAGCAGCAGGGACCUUUUGAUUUGACUCAACUUGUUUUUUUUUUACAGUGUUUUCCUGUCAGGUUAGGUCGUGUUUUAUGUGAGGGGAGACUCUGUAAAGAUGGCUUUCUUCGUGAAAAAGAAGAAAUUUAAGUUUCAGACCCAGCUGACCCUGGAGGAGCUGACCGCUGUGCCUUUUGUUAACGGAGUUUUGUUCUGCAAGCUGCGGCUGCUGGAUGGAGACUUUGUCGCCACUUCUACAAGGGUGGAGGUUCAGGAGAACUGCGUCCGCUGGAGGAAGAGGUUCACCUUCGUGUCCAAGAUGAGCGCCAACCCUCACACGGGAGUCCUGGAUCCGUCCGUCUGCAGGCUGUCAGUCAGGAAGGAACUCAAAGGAGGAAAAGCAUAUUCGAAGCUGGGCUUCACAGACCUCAACAUGGCCGAGUUUGCGGGUUCGGGCUCCACCGUGCGCUGCUGUCUGCUGGAGGGAUACGACACCAAGAACACACGGCAGGACAACUCCAUACUCAAGGUGAUCAUCGGGAUGACCCUGCUGUCUGGAGAUCCGUGUUUUAAAACGCCUCCCAGCACAGCGAAGUCCAUCUCCAUCCCGGGCCGGGAACACACCCUGCAGCUGGACUGUAAGGGGGAGGGGACGGCCGAGCACAUCCUGGCUGGAGGGGUCUCUCUGGGCCGGGCCUCCAAACCGAGACCCUCCAUCAUCAGCUCAGGUCUCCUUGAAGAAUCUGAAGUGAACCAGUCUGCAGACAUCUUUCAGUCAGGUCACUCUCGUAACUCGAGCUACGCCAGCCAGCACAGCAAGAUCUCAGGCUACAGCACUGAGCACUCCUGCUCCUCCAGCCUGUCAGACCUCACACACCGCAGAAACACCUCCACGGGGAGCAGCACCUCGGGGGGGCUGGGCUUCACCACUGACACACCCACAGAGGGGGAAAGGGACGCCGGACGUCCAGAGAGACCCCCAAGACCCCCGCGGCCUGUCCACCCCCCAAACAGGCCCCCCAGGAGGAAGCAGGACUCGGUGGAGAGUCACCCCUCCUGGGUCAACGACACGCGCAUAGACGCCGACGACAUCGUGGAGAAAAUCGUCCAAAGCCAAAACUUUGCAGAUAUUCACAACACUGAAGACAGCAACCUGCGUCUGUUCGUCAGCAGAGAUGGAACCACGGCGCUCAGCGGCAUCAGGCUCGGAAACAGGGUGUCUGCAGGCGGCUAUGAGCCUGUGGUGAUAGAGAGCCACUAAACGGAGAGCAGCGGACCCUGAGGAUCGCCUCGUCUGCUGUCUCCGGGGUUUUCUUGGAGCUUCAGCCGGUCUGACGCCGUGAGAAGAGAACCUCGUCAGUUUGCACUUUAUGUGAAGUUUGUGUCCGUCUGCUCGUCUGCACUCAGAUGUUUUCAGAGUGAACGAGCCACAUGCAAAGAAACGUUUCUGUAACACUGCCUCGUGUUAUUUUUAGUUUAAGGCGCUCUAAAUUUAAUUUCCCCUGAUUUAAACAUUACAGAGAAGAUACAGACAGUAGAAUCAUCCGUGUGUUUUAACCAUCGACUGUUUAUCAACAUGGACGACACAUCUCUGCCUCCUUCCGUUUAAACAAAGUUGAAGCCAAAACACCACGGCAACGGGCGCUAACACAUUGCACUGCCGACGUCAUUUGAAACCAGGAGAUCUGACUGGUGGAGUUAACAUCCCGCCCCUUCCUCCUCUAACCCACAUUGAAGUUGCCAAUAAAAGAACAGAUUCUUGGGUCUGUUUGCAGCAGAUGCUCACGGUUAUGGAACGUUCAAUGACGCAGGAGCCUCAUUGGUCAACAGAGCUGUCAAUCAGGCCAGGUUUUUUUUUUGCGUCAAAUAAGAAAAUUCAAACAAAACUUCUCAGAAAAACUGAACACUGAUAAAACUGCAUGAUAAGAACUUUGAGGACAGAUCUCGGGUGUGUCUCAUCUGUUAACAUGGAGGAGGCGGGUUUAUGACCGAUACUGCAGCCGGCCAGCAGGGGACGCUCUAAAUCUUUUUGGCUUCACUUGGAGGUGGCUGUUGCUCCGUUCAUCCUAAUAUACAGUCGAUGGUUAUCACUGAUGCUCUGUGCUCACUCUGCUGAUGGUCAGGCGACCACGCCCGUUCAAAGUGUCGCUUUUUAAAACGUUUACUUCUGAAACAUCGUUUUGUUCUUUAUGAAAGUGAAUCAGACACAAACUGAAACGGUAAACUAGAUCUCUCUCGCAGAGCAGCUGUGAAGACGCAGAAACUCUGAAUCACUUUAGUUUUUGUUUUGAAGUCGUUCCCUGUUGAUCGGGGGAAAACGCAGCUGAACCACUUUGUGCCUCUCGAGUUUCUCUCCAAUGAGCCUGAAGCACCGACAGCGUGCUGGUGACGGGGAGGAGGGAGACAUCUUUAACUUCUUGGUUUUUUUUGUGUGUGUCUUAUUGUGUUUGCUCUGAGUGUGCAGGUGUAGCCUCACUGGAGAUCCCACUGCAUCAUACGCUGCACUGCUCCGUCUGCAUGAAGGAUUCAAAUCCCUGAGAGAUCGUUUGUCUCUUUUCGCAGCCAUCUGAAGUUCUAAACAAAGCGUGACGUAAACAACCGCUUUGUGGUACAGGCUGCUCUGGUUUCACUUUUAGUCGAGAUGAAGGAAGAGUUGAAGGAUUCCUGCAGCAGCUUGAACUCUUAAAGUCUUUGUCGCCCCCUGGUGGAGCAACGACCUGCUGUCAGGUUUUAUUUAGCUUGAGUCUUUCCUCUUGUGGUGUUUACUUUCUGUCAGUUUACAGCUGACGAUCAAACACCACAGAGGCAGAAAGACGAGAUGUUUCUGAAGCUCUGACAGAAACAGGAGAAGAGUUACGAUGUUGUAAACCAGCCGGCUGGUUUACACUUUAUUCAGUUUGUUUUAGAAGAAAGUUUGAGCUCUGGAUGGAAGGAUCAUUUUCAUGUGAGGAGUCUUGAAAUUAUAUUUUUCUGUUUGUAAAAAAAAAGAAUAAGAGGGAAAACACACAAAAUCUUUAGAUUUCACUUGAAAACUCGGAUGUUUUGAUCUGAGAUUGUCGAGGAGAAAGUCAAAGCCGCGCUGCAGAUGAUGUUUAAAUUCCUGGUCCAUCUAAUCUGGACAUAAUUCACUUCACAGAGGAGGAUUAAAUAUCUCUUUUUUUUUCUCUUUGGGGCUCCGUACAUAUCAAACUGAUAAAUACUCAAACUUCAAACCUGGAAAAAGCAAAUCUGUGGCGUUUUGCAAAACUAGUAAAAACAUUUUCAUCAACAAUUCUUUGUUGCAUCAGAAACAAUUAAAGAAAUCCUUUUGGCCGUUUCCCCCCCCAUUUACAAACAGAAAUCUGCUUUUAAGACUCUCAGUUCGUAGUAUUUUUUUAAGUUUCUCAUCUCGUUCACACUACGCUGGCUCGCUCCGGCUCCUUGUAUAUCGGUUGCACACUCUGUCUUUACACUACCUGUUUGUAUUUGAGGUUAUUAAUCACACGCGUUCUCACGUUUGGGGAUGAACCACUGAUGUUUACAUCACCACAGCUUUUAGUUUUCUUUGAAAGCAUUUAUUUAAAUAUUUGUGUUCCUUUCUCUUCUUGUCUGGAGGUUUGUAAUAAGCUACGCACACGACUCACCUCCCCCCGAGCUUCUUUUUCUUUUAGUAACUCUAAUAAAUAAAUCUAUUGUAACAGAGCUAGUAUAACCUACAUUUAUAGAGAAACACUUAUAGUUACUAUGAUUUUUAUUCCAUAUUUUUGUGGGUUUUCUGCAGAAAUGACAAUAAAAAGCUAAUCUGA